AUGGAUGAUGGAGUAUUUUUUGGAAGCAAAGAUGGUCUUAUUUCAUCCGAAGAAGAAUCUACGUUCAAUUUAAGAGAUAUAGUUAUCAAAGAAGGUUCGGCGAAAACUUAUCAUCUGUAUUUGAGAAAUUCGAAUGAAUUACAUCCCAUCAAGAUAUCGGUUAAUUUAAUUUUGGAAAAUAAUGUUUCGAUCAAAGUUGAUAGUUUAUUUGAAAUUCACAAAGAACUCGUAAAUCAAAAUGAAAUUAAAAUGGAUGAAAAACUAUUCUAUUUAGGUGAAGAUGGUAUUAGAGAUGAAUCCACGUUCAAUAUAAGGGAUAUUGCAGGUCCGGAGAAAACUUAUAAUCUAUACAUAUGGAAAUUGAAAUUAGGUUAUGGAUCUAAGGGACGUGAAACAACUUCUUCGAUAGCGAAAAAGAGAGCAUUUACGAUGAAGGAAGUACAAACUAUAAUCGGAAUUGGUAAAGGAGAGAAAAGCGUGAUUUGUAAAGCGGAUUGGACAAAAAACUAUAAUAAAGUUGCGCUAAUAAGUUCAAAUCUUCUAGAGAUAAAACAACUUUGUAAUGUUAAUUAUCACCUUCUUGGAACGACAAAAGAUCCACUUGGAAAUGACAUUACGGUGUUGGAAUAUGCAAAUGAAGGGAACUUGCGAGAAUAUUUAAAAAAACAAUUUGUCACAUUAAAUUGGAGCAAAAGGAUCGAAAUGGCAUUAGAUAUUACCCAAGGGUUGAAGUAUUUGCACUCUGAGAAUAUCAUCCAUAGAAAUCUGCACGCAAUAAAUAUAUUGAUUAAUGAUGGUAAAUUAAAGAUUGCAAAUACACACCUGUUUGAUGUGUCAGAGCCAAAAGUAGGAUAUACUGAUCCAAAAUAUCUUUUUGAUCCCCUUCAACUGUCUGACGACCAAUUAAGAUAUGAAAUUCUUAAUGGUCUAAGAGAGGAUUCUGUUGAAAAUACACCUAUAAAAUAUCAACGACUUUACAGAAAUUGUUGGGUAGAAGAUCCCGAUCAAAGGCCAAUUGUUGAAAAUGUUUUAAAAACUUUAGAUCAAUUAAAGUUAGAUUUAGAUAAAGAAAAUGAAUUAUCUACUGAUCAAGAAAUAAUUCAAAAAUUGAAGCUCAAUCAUGGAUUAUUCUUGGAUGGUGAUACCAUGAAACCUAGUAAAGAGGCGAUUUAUAACGUUAACGGUGAAUUGGAUAUUAAUGUAUAUGAUGGACAACCUAUAAUAUAUACUAAUAUAAACGAACCUAAUAAUAAUUUUAAACCUUCGUUUCAACAGUAUGAUACAUGUAUUAAUUUCCCAUUUGCUGAAAUCACUUUUAAAGGAAAUUUAUUAGAAACUUUUUUAAAUUGUAAAAAUGAGGAUGGAAAAUUAAAUGAGAGAUAUGGUCAUUUUUUUUCAGAAAAUGUUUUAGUUGGUGGUCAAUUAUUUAUUAAAAAUUUUAACACGUUAACCAAAACACAAAUUCAUCUUUUAAAAAUGCAUUUAAGCUGGGCAUAUAAUUUAGCUAAAUACGAAGAAAAUCAAUUAUACGAUUUCAUUAACUUGCAACUUGAACCAAAGAUAGAAACUUCGGAUGGAAAUGAAAUAACAACUACUGAAAAGUUGGUUAAUUGGAUGAAAAAUAUGUACCAAGAAAAUAUGAUCGAUAUAAUUUCUUAUAUUAGUCCUAUUCCUGUUUCAAAAUUACAAUAUAAUGAAGCUUCUACGCAACUGACAAGUGAUUUUAAUGAAAAAGUUAUCAAAGUUUCUAAUUAUAAAGAAAGAUUGAAUUUAGAAGUAUGGAUAAAAGAUUCAAUUUAUGUUAACUUGCCCGGAUGGAUUAAUAAUUUCAAUCUUCUUCAAGGAUUGAGAAUUAAUAAAAAUUAUGAAUUAGAGAUUGCCAAAAAGGUCGCCAUAGAUUUAAUCCAAUAUCCUUGUUUAGAAUUAGAGGAUAGUUUUGAUUUAAAACUUAAGCCGACAAAUCAAUUUGAAAUAUUUUUGUUUUCUAAUAAAAUUUCUUCAAUUAAAAAAGAAAAUUUGCAUGUAUUUAACAACAACAUAUCUAUGAUGAUUAAUGAUGAAUUGAAAAUUUAUGAAGAUAAUUUAGAUGAUUUUCAUUUUAUUAAUUAUAAGCAAUACGAGAUAAUUUUACAUUGGAACGAUAUUAUACUUUCAGAAGAGUUGAAACAGGAUAUAGAAAAAGGAAUCAAAGAUAUGAAACCAUAUAAAGUUUUACAAGACGUAUUUAAUGAAUAUGGUCAUUUGUUUCCACAAAAAAUUAUUUUAGGAAAAUCUUUUAAAUUUACUUCAACGAAAUUUUCUCCUAAAGAAUUUUCAAAAAUGUCAACAAUUGAAUCCGUCAAAUCGUAUUUAAAGACUUUUGAUCUAUUAACUCAAAAAGGAGAUAAAAUUGAUGAUUUUUCCGAUUUCAUUCAAGAUGACAAAGAUUUGGAAAUUGUUGAGUAUGAUGAUGUCAUUACUUUGUACGACAUUCUUCAAGUGAAAUUACAAAAACAUAUUAAUGUUAUGCUUGAGGAUGAAUACAAAAUUAUAAUGGUUGGAAUAGAUGAUUUGAAAGAUUUAUCUGAUAAUAAUAUUGAACAUUAUAAGCGUAUAAGUCUUAACCCAUCAUUAAAUCAUCAAAACUAUGAAGUUUUCGGUUCGAUAAUAUCAAAUGAACAAACAAUGACAAAAUCAAAAGAAUUUUCUGUAAAAUUUAGAUUAAAGGAUUUUAAAGGAUUUACCGCGAUUAUAAAAAAACUUGAAACUCCGAAUUCUAAAAUUACAAAAAUUACAGAAUUUCAUAUUUUGUGGAUGAUUAUCGGAAAACCCUCAAAAUUACCGGAAUUGUCAGUAUUCAGUCCUAAAAAUCGAGAAUUUCAAAUCAUUUUUAUUGAUGAAUCGAUUUUAUUGCAACCAGAUAAAUUUUAUUAUGAAGUUAAAACUCCUUUUCAAUUAUCUGAAGGAUAUAUGAUUUCAAUUAACGCAUACCAUCCACCGAUAAACGAUGAACCUGCAAAUAUAGUUGAAUUCAUAAAAUGGUCAUGUAAUUCCAUUAUCUUUCGUUCUAAUUCAAUUUUAAAAGCUUUAAGUAUGAAUGAAAAUGAAGUUGGUAUUGAAUAUGAAGAUAACCUCUUAAUAGAGAAUUUUUCGAUAGAAUUGCAUAUUUGUAUCUUAUUUUCAGAUACUAAAAAAUUGAGGAUCGAUAAUAAAGAAGAUGAAUAUCCUUUCGAUUUAAUUGGAAAUGUUUUUACAAAUGAAAAUUUUAUUGAAUAUUCAUUAAAUACCGAAAAUGGAAUUGUAUCAAUGGAUACUGUUAAUGAAAAUAAUGAUUUAAACGUUAUUGUUGAAAAGAUAAUUUCUUAUCUUUUAAAUGAAAAGAAUUUUACAUUUGACGAAAACAAAAAAAUUCAAGUAAUACUUGACAAUUAUAUCACCAAUAAUGGUAUAAGCCUAUCGGAUAUUAUUGAUUGGCUAUUAAAUAAUCAAAAUAAUUCGAAGAACAUCUUUUUACUUGGAUAUGUUUAUUGCUUUAUUACAAAAGAAGUUUAUAAUAGUGCAUUUGACUUAUUUCAUGAUGCUGCAA
Messenger RNA from Funneliformis caledonium, 3565 nucleotides. The record is from the annotation of a GenBank genome assembly. Lineage: Eukaryota; Fungi; Glomeromycota; Glomeromycetes; Glomerales; Glomeraceae.